AUGAAAGUAUGCAAACGAAAAAACACCUUCAGACCUCCCUCCAAAACACAUUUUCCUGGCGGCCCACCUCCCACUUUGGGAAUCUCUGCUGUAGUUAACCGUAAUAUCUGCAGUGACCCGGGUCUCUUUUCCCUGCAGGAAGUUCACCACGAGCCUCAGGUCAGCUCCUUCCUGAAGGAUCAUGGGAGCCUCUAUCAGGAUGUGAAGUUCGUCGGGCCAGAGGAGCAGAUGGACGGAGCCGCCUCCAGAAACCUGGGCUUUGACAUGUGCCGGAAGGACGGGGCCUGUGAAUAUUUCUUCAGCGUGGACAUCGAAGUGGUUUUACAGAACGAGAACACACUCAAAAUUCUCAUUGAACAAAACCUUCCGGUUGUGGCACCGAUGAUAACUCGAUCUGGUCGCCUGUGGAGCAACUUCUGGGGAGCCCUCAGCGCUGAGGGCUACUACGCCAGAUCAGAGGACUACGUGGACAUAGUUCAAGGACGCAGAGUGGGUGUGUGGAACGUCCCGUACGUGUCCAGCGUGUACCUGGUGAAGGCCGGCCUCCUGCGAUCAGAGCUCACAGACUACGAGCUUUUUACCUCUCACCUAUUAGACCCCGACAUGGCUUUCUGCUUCAGCCUUCGCAGCAAGGGGAUCUUCAUGCAUGUCACAAACAUGCACACCUUCGGUCGUAUCCUGUCAACAGAAAACUAUCAGAGCGGCCAUCUUCAUAAUGACCUGUGGCAGAUCUUUGAAAACCCAGUGGACUGGCAAGAGCGCUACAUUCAUGAGAACUACACUCGCAUCAUGAAGGACAAGCUGAUUGAAACUCCGUGUCCUGAUGUGUACUGGUUCCCAGUUUUCACUGAGCUGGCUUGUGACCACAUUGUUGAAGAAAUGGAGCACUUUGGGAAGUGGUCAGGAGGACGUAAUGAGGACACUAGAAUCCAGGGUGGCUAUGAGAAUGUCCCCACGGUCGACAUCCACAUGAAUCAGAUCAACUAUGAAAAGGAGUGGCACAAAUUCUUGCUGGAGUACGUGGCGCCCAUUACAGAGAAAAUGUAUCCUGGUUACUACACCAAGUGUGCCACGCCCUUGAACUUUGUGGUGAGGUACAAACCUGACGAGCAGCCCCUGCUCGCCCCUCACCACGACGCCUCCACUUUCACUAUUAACAUAGCUCUGAACAGCAAAGGCGUUGACUACCAGGCUCACUUUGACUUGGCCUUUGUAGUUAGGUAUAAGCCAGACGAGCAGCCGUUUUUGAGACCGCACCACGACGCCUCCACAUUCACUAUAAACAUUGCACUCAAUCACAGGGGCCUUGAUUACCAGGGUGGUGGAUGCAGGUUUCUUCGCUAUGACUGCUCCAUUCAGUCUCCUCGGAAAGGCUGGGCCCUCAUGCACCCGGGCCGCCUCACCCACUACCACGAAGGCCUGCCGGUCACCAGUGGUGUCCGGUACAUCGCCGUGUCCUUUGUGGAUCCCUGAACUCCCAAAGACAGCAUGCAUCACCGACUUCUCCAGACCAACCAGGACACCCUGAUCCUGCAGCGUCACAGCUGCUCGCUAGCUUUUCCUCUUUUCAUCACUCCAUCUGUUCUCUUGUUCUUUUCAUCCCCCUCUUUGCUUGUUUUAAUGUCCAAAAUGAUUUUGUUUCUGUCUCACUGAAAGAAUUACCUGCAGUGUGAAACAUGAACACAGGUGCUCAGUGGAAGAACAUGUGUUGGAGGAGAACUUGGUCCAAAGUAACACCUAACAUGUUUAAAAGUGUUUGUGACCAGCAAACAGGCACCAUAAGUUUCUCCAAGAAAAUGGACGUGUUACUUUAAGUCCCUUUGACAUUGCAAGGAAGCAAGGUUGGCCCAAUACAAUGUGGUGGCGAGCUGCGACAGCUGAGUGAAAGGAGACAGGGCGUCAAAGUCUCGUGUCCCGUCAGGGGCGAGUUAAGUGAAUUACUUUAGACCCAGUUCUCAUUUAAAUUCUGGAAUAAUGUUUUCCUCUUCCUGAUGUGAAUAUGAUGUCACCUGGAUGUAGCAGUGUUCAGGCCGUGUACAAACGUCACCUCAGGCGUCAGUCUGUCAGUUCAGAGGUCACAGCUGUCUGAUCACCAGCUGUAGGAGAAAAGGAUGCCUGCCACCAGCUUCGGUGGUGCAGCUGCUGAUCCAUGUUUGGUUCUGGUCGGUCUGGAGUGUAUCAAUAAUGCCUUGAGCUGGACUUCUCUCAGGAAACCACCAGUCCAGCAUAGACUCGUCCUUCUUACAUGUUGUAUUUUUACUUCACCGUUUCUGCUGUUCUCCAACUCUCUCUAAAGCCUGCUAACACUUAUUUAUUUUUUGUACAUUUUAUUUGACAGAAAGCAACACUCCCAGAUUUAUCUUGCAUCUGCAAUAUAUAAAUUGUGUGAUUCCAUGUUUCCAGGUCAGUUUGUAAAAGUGUAACAUGCUCAGUUUCUGUCACUGCGCUUCAAACACAACCUGAAUAAAACAGAACCCAACUGAAGAGCAUCUGAA
Messenger RNA from Micropterus dolomieu (smallmouth bass), 2495 nucleotides. RefSeq names its product procollagen-lysine,2-oxoglutarate 5-dioxygenase 1-like. The transcript has 12 exons. Gene Ontology annotation, biological process: peptidyl-lysine hydroxylation. Gene Ontology annotation, molecular function: iron ion binding; procollagen-lysine 5-dioxygenase activity; L-ascorbic acid binding. The coding region runs from base 1 to 1473 and encodes 490 amino acids. The record is from RefSeq and is a predicted model, not a curated record. Gene Ontology annotation, cellular component: endoplasmic reticulum. NCBI's taxonomy places the organism in Eukaryota, Metazoa, Chordata, Actinopteri, Centrarchiformes, Centrarchidae.